UCUUCAGCAGACCGCAGCUCACACAGUUUUAGCCGGUCAUAACAAUGAGUUAGCCGCAUUUAUUUAUAGAAAUAUUGAAAUCUCGUUGUUUUUACUUAAAGUGUCAACUUAAAAUCUUUCGGGAGUGUUGGUGUAUCUUCAAAAUAUUUUCACCCAGAAGGAAUACUCUACCGAUGGCUUAUAACUUCAGCGCUAACCAGUUCGAAGGCAGCUUCAAGCCGAAGAAGUUGGGCAACUGGGAGGUGGCCAAGUGGUUCCCGGAGCGUCCGCGCGCGCACCGCACUGCGACGCGAAUCAUCGCCGACGACCGCGGACACCUGUUGCCGGGGGUGCAAAGGGCACCCGCGUCCCCCUGGGGAAACUUCCAGGGCACCUGGCAGCUGCCCAACAAGAUAUCGCGCAAAACAGGUCGAAACAAAAUAUUGCUCAAAUAUUCAGAGAAAGAUAACGGAAGAUUGCCGGCAGUUGUGAGCGAUAAUACGAGCAUAAACUACAAUAACAACAAAGAAGACGACAAAGACUCGGGAGUGGACGUGUCAAACGACCCAUCCAGUCCUGUCAGGGAGCUGGAAGAGAAGUCACGAAGAUCCUGCUAUGAGAAAUACAUUGAAGACGACUAUUCCAAAGCCACAGCCUGUGAUAAAACCCCAGCAAACAUCAACACAUCAUCAAAAGUGCGCAAAGAUGUUGAGGAAUUUGUUAGAACUUGUAAAACACCAAAAGAACUUGGAGAAAAGGUAGAGGAAGAGGAAGAGAUGCCACAUGUAGAGGAGACAAGGAGAAAGAAAGGUCCACCUUUGGCACAAUCUUAUUGUAACCCACAGAUUGCCAAGAAUUUGGCUGUGGAGAAUUUGAAGCAUCAUCCACUGCCAGAUACUGUGGAAGAUGCGAUCUAUAGGUCGUUGCAGAUGAAGAAGGAGAGACAUCCUGGGAAGGCUCUGGAUGUACUCCCCAGGGCAGCAGCUGUGGGUUGUAAGAGCUAUGGCACACCUGGGCCAACACAGUGCAGCAAGCUCAAGGUCUACAGACCCAAGACAGCUGGUGUUCUACCCAGAAAAGAUCUGGGCCAGAAUCUUGACCUUCUCACUAGACCCAAGACAUCUUCCGGAUUUGAUCAACAAACUAGAAAAGACAAGAAGCUAUCCCAGAUGCAGCUGGCGCUUUGUUGGGAUUUGAAGCCAGUGAAUCCAGGAGAUGAACCCAAAAGAUCUCCUCACAUUGAUGGCAGCAACGGGAGUGCAGCACCGGCAGUUUUUGCUCUAGUUCAACCUCCCCAAGAAGACAUCCCAUCUGCAUCACCUCUCCCUCAGGAAGCUCACUCACCUACUGAUGGCAGGAAACCCAAGAAGUGUCUUUCGAAACCUAGAGAUGCAUGGGGUACUGCUUCCCCACCUGCAAUCGAUAGGGACGUUCAUAGAGGUAGGUACGGUGUCACUAAUCCAUCAGCAGUAAUGGACAUCAUCAACACAAAUACAACACAAUCAGGGAACAUGGUCGGUCCCCGAGAUACUGCGAAUCUCCAUGAACACAGGAAUGGCAGUGGUAGGCAAUACAACAAUGGGGGAAAUCAUAAUGAGUGUAAUAAUGUUGAUAAAAAUAAUUCUAGAAAGGGAAGUGGAACCAAGAAAGAUUCCCAUAACUCUAGUAUUAGUUCUGGUUUUGACUCUGUAAAACUGUCCCGCAGAAAACAUUGCCACAGUUCACCAAACUUGACAAAUGUGGGUGUGAACGACAAUGACACCAAUAAUGUAAAUAAUGAUAUGAACAACAAUGAUAACGGUUGUGGUAGGAAUGGUAGGGGUAAGUUGUUGAACAACCGACCUUGCAUGGCUUGUGACACGUCUUGCUCGGCAAACUGUCACAAGUCAUCAAAACCUGAAUACAAAAUGGCGUUCAAGGCUGGCAAACCUGACAACAAUAACUCACACAAACAAAGUAAUAAUGGUUCAGUAAAAAACAAUGGAUCCAACUCUAGUGGUAACUCUUUGUCAAGUUUGCGGUCGAAUGGCUAUCAAGCGCCCAAACCCAAGGUACCUUAUGCAAAACGCAGCUAUUCUAUUGGGACAUUAGCGCCCCCUUUUUCAUUGUGGCCAGGUACCACUGGGCAAGAUUAUCCAGAGCACUGGAGACUUGCUUCGGUCUACCAGCAUUCUUACAAGCCCAUGGGCUCCAGGCGGAAAACAUUUCUGCAGAGUGUGUACCAGUAAUAGUAUCUGAAAAUAUAUUUUUGCAUAAUUUUGUAAUUUGUGAGAGCUAUUUAUAUAAUUCCUGUACAUUCCGCUAGCCUAGUAAAUAUUUUGGAGUGAAAUAUCUAAAAAAAUUCAUGCAUCUGAAGAACAGCCUUUUCACAGAGUGUAAAAUCUUUGAUUAUGGAGGUAUGGAUAUGCUGAGGUAUCCAUAAUCAAAGGUAAAAUGUAGGUCAAUUAUUUUUACAACAUUCCAUUGAUAGAUCAUUUUUACAAAGCAGAAAAAUCAAAGAGAGCUACUAUAAUUUUCAAGAGGACAAUUAUUGUAUAAAGGUUUUGUUUUAAUAUGGUUUGUAUUUCAUUUGUCUUAAUUUAAGAAUAGAAGACGUUUUUGGUUAGCGCCUGUUAUAAUUACGCUAUUCUUCUUGUGAUUCAAUAAUGUAUGAAUAAGUAUUGUAUUAUAUUAUUGUAUAUAAAUAUAUUAUUAAAGUACAAAUGCGAGAAAUCUCCUUGAUUUUUGUUAACAUUAAAAAAUAAUUAUAAAUUGAAUUUAAAUGUUUGCUAAGGUUUUAAAUGACGAUUCCACCUUAAAUUUAUUGCAUCUACAUCAAUUAUUAUUGAAUGGUUAUGUACUUGAAUGCUAUUGAUCAAUAUACUUUCUUCAACCUCCUGCAUUCAUAACUUCAUCGUAUUAUAUUUAUUGAGAAAUUAUGCCAUAUUUUAAUAACAGCUUGGAUAAUAGAAAUUGACAAAUGCAAUUUAGCAAUGAGUGAGAUAUAAUAUUUUAACUGAGAAAAUUUUUCAAAAUUUGUAAAACUUCUGUUACAAAUAAAUUGGUAUAUUAAAUGAAAGGCUCAGAAUAUAUUUUUUCAAGGUAGAAUCCCAAUGAACUUCAUACAACUGUUUCUGAAUGUAAAUAAAGUGUAAACAUUUUCAAUUCAAGAAAAGUGUCAGAGAAUACCUCAACUAGAAAGAGAAAUUGAUAAGAUAUGAAAUGAAGAAAAACCCAAGGAUUUCUACUAGCUAUUCUUCACAUAUUUGUUUCUGAGACUAAAUAUCAGAGACAACAUUUGAACAAAAAUAUUUUCAAUUUAUCGGUAAACCGUUGGAAGAAAAAAUUAUUCAAAUCAAGACCAAAUUAUUUCAUUGAAAACUGU
Nilaparvata lugens (brown planthopper) is the source of this 3343-nucleotide messenger RNA. RefSeq lists its product as uncharacterized. Gene Ontology annotation, biological process: cilium organization. The coding region runs from base 174 to 2207 and encodes 677 amino acids. Gene Ontology annotation, cellular component: ciliary basal body. Lineage: Eukaryota; Metazoa; Arthropoda; Insecta; Hemiptera; Delphacidae. The transcript is spliced from 3 exons. The record is from RefSeq and is a predicted model, not a curated record.